This is a messenger RNA of Nomascus leucogenys (northern white-cheeked gibbon), 1646 nucleotides long. RefSeq names its product gap junction protein alpha 10 (gene GJA10). NCBI's taxonomy places the organism in Eukaryota, Metazoa, Chordata, Mammalia, Primates, Hylobatidae. The record is from RefSeq and is a predicted model, not a curated record. Gene Ontology annotation, biological process: cell communication. Gene Ontology annotation, cellular component: connexin complex.
AUGGGGGAUUGGAACUUAUUGGGUGGCAUCCUAGAGGAAGUUCACUCCCACUCAACCAUAGUGGGGAAAAUCUGGCUGACCAUCCUCUUCAUCUUCCGAAUGCUGGUACUUCGUGUGGCUGCUGAGGAUGUCUGGGAUGAUGAACAGUCAGCAUUUGCCUGCAACACCCGGCAGCCAGGUUGCAACAAUAUCUGUUAUGAUGAUGCAUUCCCUAUCUCUUUGAUCAGGUUCUGGGUUUUACAGAUCAUCUUUGUGUCUUCUCCUUCUUUGGUCUAUAUGGGCCAUGCACUUUAUAGGCUCAGGGCCUUUGAGAAAGAGAGGCAGAGGAAAAAGUCACACCUUAGAGCCCAGAUGGAGAAUCCAGAGCUUGACUUGGAGGAGCAGCAAAGAAUAGAUAGGGAACUGAGGAGGUUAGAGGAGCAGAAGAGGAUCCAUAAAGUCCCUCUGAAAGGAUGUCUGCUGCGUACUUAUGUCUUACACAUCUUGACCAGAUCUGUGCUGGAAGUAGGAUUCAUGAUAGGCCAAUAUAUUCUCUAUGGGUUUCAAAUGCACCCCCUUUACAAAUGCACUCAACCUCCUUGCCCCAAUGCGGUGGAUUGCUUUGUAUCCAGGCCCACUGAGAAGACAAUUUUCAUGCUUUUUAUGCACAGCAUUGCAGCCAUUUCCUUGUUACUCAAUAUACUAGAAAUAUUUCAUCUGGGCAUCAGAAAAAUUAUGAGGACACUUUAUAAGAAAUCUAGCAGUGAGGGCAUUGAGGAUGAAACAGGCCCUCCAUUCCAUUUGAAGAAAUAUUCGGUGGCCCAGCAGUGUAUGAUUUGCUCUUCCUUGCCUGAAAGAAUCUCUCCACUUCAAGCUAACAAUCAACAGCAAGUCAUUCGAGUUAAUGUGCCAAAGUCUAAAACCAUGUGGCAAACGCCACAGCCCAGGCAACUUGAAGUAGACCCUUCCAAUGGGAAAAAGGACUGGUCUGAGAAGGAUCAGCAUAGCGGACAGCUCCAUGUUCACAGCCCAUGUCCCUGGGCUGGCAGUGCUGGAAAUCAGCACCUGGGACAGCAAUCAGACCAUUCCUCAUUUGGCCUGCAGAAUACAAUGUCUCAGUCCUGGCUAGGUACAACUACGGCUCCUAGAAACUGUCCAUCCUAUGCAAUAGGAACCUGGGAGCAGUCCGAGGACCCAGAACCCUCAGGUGAGCCUCUCACAGAUCUUCAUAGUCACUGCAGAGACAGUGAAGGCAGCAUGAGAGAGAGUGGGGUCUGGAUAGACAGAUCUCGCCCAGGCAGUCGCAAGGCCAGCUUUCUGUCCAGAUUGUUGUCUGAAAAGCGACAUCUGCACAGUGACUCAGGAAGCUCUGGUUCUCGGAAUAGCUCCUGCUUGGAUUUUCCUCACUGGGAAAACAGCCCCUCACCUCUGCCUUCAGUCACUGGGCACAGAACAUCAAUGGUAAGACAGACAGCCCUACCGAUCAUGGAACUAUCACAAGAGCUGUUCCAUUCUGGAUGCUUUCUUUUUCCUUUCUUCCUUCCUGGGGUGUGUAUGUAUGUUUGUGUUGACAGAGAGGCAGAUGGAGAGGGAGAUUAUUUAUGGAGAGAGAAAAUUAUUCAUUCGAUACAUUCAGUUAAAUUCAAUUCAUAAAAUAGACUUAGAAA